Messenger RNA from Adineta ricciae, 219 nucleotides. The record is from the annotation of a GenBank genome assembly. NCBI's taxonomy places the organism in Eukaryota, Metazoa, Rotifera, Eurotatoria, Adinetida, Adinetidae.
AUGUCACAAAGCGAUCUCGCCGAUUUGGAACGGUUGACUACUGAAAUCAGCCAACACAUGGAGAAAAAAGUGGCCAUUUGUGCGGCUAUUGCUAGCCGCAUAUCAGUUGGUCCUAGCUAUUCUGAUCUAUCGUGGUGUUUAACUAAGUGUGAGGAAUCACUUCAAGAUGCCAUCGAUCAGAAAAACUUGGUAUUAAUGUACAUACAACAGGCACAAUAG